This is a messenger RNA of Marchantia polymorpha subsp. ruderalis, 4244 nucleotides long. NCBI's taxonomy places the organism in Eukaryota, Viridiplantae, Streptophyta, Marchantiopsida, Marchantiales, Marchantiaceae. The record is from the annotation of a GenBank genome assembly.
CGGAGGGAGCUAGCCGCGCGGAGGAGAAAAGCGAGCCACGGGCGAAAGCGAGCGAGCGAAAGCGAGAGCCAGAGGAAGAGUGCGACCGAGCGAGAGAGGGAGAGAGGGAGAGAGGGACGGGUAAAGGAGAAGGAGGAGGAGGACGAGGAGUCCGGGCAGGGAUUGCUACGCUACCUGUACGGGGCUCGCCGCUCGCUCGCCUGACUGACUUGUGGCACGACUGAAUUCUCGCGUCGAGGGGAGACAGCACCGUCCGGUGGACGAGGUGGAAAGCUGGGAUUCAAUUGGUGCGUUGGCCUUGUGAGGCCUCUCACUGGAGCGCGCACACCACUUGCUCUGGGCUGCCGCCGGGGUGAAUAUUGGGCCCUGACCCAUCCGGAUUCAGAGUCGGACACGGCUGCGUUCGCCUUUAGUGCCCGCCCCGGUGUUGGGCUUUCCCCCCUGCCUGCUCGCCUGGUUCUUCUCGGCCGAGUGCUGCUGCCACUCCUCUAGUCGCUGAGUCGCCCUCACACCGGGCCUGCUGCGUGUGCUGCUUGCCCUUCAACUCCCUUCCUCCUUCCCUUCCAGAGGGAAGGGCUGAAAAAGCAAGAGUAUCGGAGGAGAGGGCGCUUUUGCAAUCUACUUACUUGUCUACGCUUUCUGUUGGCUGUCCGCCUGGCGCAUCGUAGGAGCAAGGAAGGUCACGUUGCCCUUGGGUGAGAGAAGAGAGAGAGGAGGGAGGAGAGGGCAGGAGAGUUGUAGUCUCGGACGGGAGAGGAGAAAAGAGAGGCAGUCAGACGGGGGCCUGCCAGAGAGUCGAGUCGACUGUGGCCGAAGCAUUGUGCGAGUGAGUGAGUGAGUGAGUGUGGCGCAUUUCUCCGAGUUGCGUCUCGUUGCGUCUCGUUGCGGCUCGCCGCGUUGCAGACGAGGAGGAGAAGCGAGAAAGAGGGAGCGAGCGGGAGACGGAGAGUGUUUGUGUCGGCGUGUGCUCACGUGGGAGCGAGCGAAAGGAGGCGGGGCGGUGAAAUUGCUAUUUGUGCAUUGCGUUUGAACGGGAGAGCCUUCGCGUGGUUUUCGUGCAGAGUGGAUCUAAAGCAGAGCUUCGCCCCGCCUUUCCGCACUCUUCUUCUUCCCGUGCUUGCUCUCUGGUCUCGACUGUGAUCUCUAGCUAGCCAGCGCUCAGGCGUGGAACGUUUCUUUGUCGGGAAAAGAGGCUUCAUGCUCUACUCUCAUCACCAGCUUUCUAUCGUCAGCGAAGUACGUGGAUCUGUCUUCAAUGAAAUGCCCGUUCAGCCGAGUUGUUGUGGCAGGGACGAAGCUUUGACAAGAACGUACGUUAACCAAAUCUUUAUCAAAGGAUAACACUCGCUUAAUGCGUAGAACCUCUCGUGUGUGACAGAGUGUGGUGUUUCGAAAGCUGUUUGGUAGAAGAUAUGGCUUCAGGUGUAACUGUCCUGCCAUCUACCAGUGCUGGCGGGAAGCCUAGCGAUGGGAGCCGUCAAAAGAGAAAGAUUGCGGCUGGACUUCCGAAUGUUCGGAAGAGAGUUUGUGUUCCCAAAGAUGCCGUGAAAGUCGAAGCAGCGAGGAGCGCAGGCUCCUCGAAACCUUUCGUGACUAAAAGGAAGGAUAGGAUAGAUGAUGAAAAUACGGGAGAUUCCUCUCUGGAGUUGGACGCCGCUAGGGCUCUGACUCAGAUGCAAACACAGGUAUUGAAGAUUAUCGAAGAAAGGCCCGUGUUGACUUUGAAGGUCGUUGCACCGCUUCCCCAGUGGUCGAGGAAAAGAAUCCGCUCUAGCAGAGCUAAGAGAGCUGAUUGCGCGAGCGAUGAUUCCCACACCAGCGAGCCUGAACCGGAGCAACAAUCUGAGGGUGCAUCGUCCUUAGGAAAAGAUUCACAUUCGGCCAUCACCACCGCUGUGAAGGUCGAGGCGCCCAGCGGGAGCGUUGAGCAGGGAUGCGCCAGCGAUACAGAAAAGCAAAACAUCAAGCUUCUGUCAGAUUCUAGUUGCGAUUUUCAUCAGCUUGACUCUCGUGCCGAGAGCCCCACCUCUCCUCUACCCGCUUCAGUGAGAAUAGACGAAGUUCCAGGGUUCACCGCCUUCCAGAUGGUGGAGAAUGAACCACGAUCAGCCUUCAGAAAGGUUGUGGCCAUACGUCCGGUGAAGAAAGCGGCCGUAGCCCGUAAACCGAAGGUCGAGGAGAAAUCGUAUGAGGCCGCAACGCCCGAGCAAGCAGCUGUCAAGCUCGCCACUCGGAAGAAGCCGAAACCUGCGGGUGUAGGGCAAUUGCCUAUUGUGAAGACCGAGGAGGCAGACGCCGGCUGGCCAGUUAGCAGUACGGCAGUUGUUCUCAAUGAAGAUAGUAGAAGAUUCGAGGACGCCAAAUGUGCGAAUGCUGCGAAUCCUUGUAUGGCGGCGGCGCAGGAAGUUGCCCUGUCGGAGCCAGUUUUGGUCAAGAUUGAGACCAAGCCCAGCGUGAAACCUGGCCAGCGCGCUGGCGGCAAACUUAAACCUGCUAUCAGCGAGAGCGAAAAGGAGGCACGGAGACAGCGUCGGGUCCAAGCUAAUCGCGAAUCGGCCAGGCAGACAAUCCGACGGAAACAGGUUCUCUGUGAGGAGCUUUCCCAGAAAGCCCAGCUAUACACAAUUGACAACGACACAUUGAAAAAGGAAUUGGAGAUGAAACUCUUGGACCUAAAAAAGGAGAGUGAACUUAACGCGCGUUUAAGGGAACAAUUGCUGAAGAGUCACGAAGGAGUCUCCGGAUCUGAAGUUGCCGCGACACAACCUGAGCAUGGUUCAGCAUUCAGAUUCAACCCUCCAUCGUCCGGAACAUUCAAUCCGAUGAUAUUGAUGCAAUUUCCACACUACACGCACCCAAGCGACGUCUGUUUUCCUGGAGCACCGCCUCCCCUUGGUCUUUCUGGGGAUUACGCGACUGCUGCAGUAUCUUAUAUGCCAGUGAUGUGGACGGGAGGCGCCCAUGGGGGUCAGGGUCCUUUGGUAUCCUACUUCCCGUAUGCGUGCCCGGUGGCUGGCUCCAGCAAAUUUACUUCCCCUCGUGGAGAAGAGGCGACGAGCCCGCCGGCAUCGUCGUCAGGUCCAGCCGCUUCGUUACCGUCGACUCAGGCAGAGAGUCCGUUCUCCAAAGCCCCCUGUGGAAGGGACAGAGGUUUAGUUACCGCGAAGUCUCUCGGGCCGUACAGAGCGAGCUCAUUUUCUGAGUCCACGUUCUCACAUGAUGUGAAGAAAGCCUCUGUGAAAUGUGAGAGUGUAUGUGAAGCACCGACUUUCGGUGGGAAGGGACAGUUUUACAAGCUGACCACAUCAUCGCAGCAUGGAACUUCCUGUCUGCCGGGAGUAUUGCCCCGGAAGUCUUCAGGGGAGGAAUUGUUGUGCUUGCCUCCUCCGAGCGCCCAUCUAGCGAGAGCUUCCUCCGGCAAUUUAGCUCCGCAGGUGUCGAAGAUGGGGAAUUCAAGGUUCGUGUUUCCAAGCGGAGGAAGACGCUACUCGGACAUGAUGGGACAAGAACUUCCACAAAUGAUGCAGAGUCAAAAACCCUCGGUAGCAGUUGCAAGAGCGGCAGAAGCACGGCGUAAUCGGAUAGAGUUACAACGGAGUAGGGCACAGAGGCAGCAGGCUGCCCGAAUUGCAGAGCCAUCGGUGUCGUAACUAUAUAGCACUAUAGAGAAGAGAAGUAAGUAGCUUACAACUAUCACUGUUGGGUUAUUUUUCAGUUUUUGCUGACUUUUGAGGGUAGAUUUAAGAUUCGUAGUAGACUGAAACACUUCCAGUCUACUCUGGAAGUGUUUCAGUAUGUCGGUGUAAAUUCAAAUUUGAGUAUUAGACUCCACGAUAGGCAUGUGCUGGCUCACAGAAAACGCUACCAUCAAUGGAGCGUGUAUAACUGGGCAUUUUGAUAUCAGAAAGUGAUGUGUGAUAACCCAGGAAGAUCCCUGAUUUGGGAUUACUAAUCAGACCUUGGGAGAAGAAGACAAGGGGCUCACAUCACUCGUAGCAAUAUUUACCUGGCAUCCUUAGUACAAGAGUAGAUUUAGAGAGGCCACCUUUACUCCCUGAACUCAUGUAAUACGGAACCUCGAUGUAGUAGGCUUAGUGCAGCGGGGUCCUUUGAGUUCAGAAUCUUUGGCAGAGUGCUAGUAUUCUUACAGUCAAUUCUUAUGCAGGGAAUGCUUCCCAAGGCAUGAUUUUAUUGUACAUUCAAUUAUUUGUAUACGGAUCGAUCUAUAUGCUUGCUUAAGCUGG